ACGCAACGUAUAUAUAUAUAUAUAUACAUACAUCGCCUAGCAGAUUGGUAGUCAAGACGUCGAAGACGACUUGGUCUCUGCGCCUCCUCUGUUCUGUUCCAAGCAUUCCAUACCUUCUCACUGUAGCUCUCCACCUCUGCAAACAACUCCCACCAUGCCUCCCCUCUCACUCCGCACCCCUCUCAACUCUCUCCUCCCCGCCCUGCGUCAUCCAAUCAUCCUCGCCCCCAUGGCAAACGCCUCUGGUGGUCUCCUCGCCUCUCGCGUCUCCCACGCAGGCGGCUUCGGAUUCAUCGGAGCAGGAUACUACACUCCUUCUAAGCUCCACGAGGAACUACAGCACGUAUUUGAGGUGCUAGGAGUACCAGGGAGGGGGAGUGCCAAUCGUUUAGAAGUGGGAGUAGGGUUCCUAGCGUGGAGAUUGAGCAAGCUUAAUGGCGGGCCCGCACCCUCUCUUGGUGCUUCCGAUCUGGAUCCUGCAAGCGAGGCACUCCAACUCAUCGAUACAGCCCUCAAGGCCAAGCCUCGAGCCGUGUGGCUUGCUUUUGGAAAUCCAGAAGAAUUGGUAGGAUGGUCUAAAGUUGUUAGGGAGAGAGAGGCAGCAUUACAUGGUGGUGGAAGGGCCAAGUGGGGGAAGGAAUUGAAGUUGUUUGUUGGAGUUGGGAAUACAAAAGAGGCAAAGUGGGCUACAGAGGAGAUGGGAGCGGAUGUGCUUGUGGUGCAGGGCAUCGAAUCCGGUGGUCAUUCUCUGGGCACUUCUCCGCCCCUCUCCUCUCUCCUCCCCCUCAUCAACUCUCUUCUGCCCAGCUGGUCUCCUUCCUCCCCCUCCAACAACCCUCCUCUCCUGCUAGGCGCCGGUGGCCUCCACUCAGGCAGUACCCUCCUCAGCACCCUCUCCCUCGGUGCAGCUGGAGCCGUCUUUGGUACUCGCUUCCUCUUUACUCACGAAGCCGCUUACAGUAAAGAGCAAAAGGGAAUGCUGGUAGCGGCAAAGGAGGGUACGACGGUUAGGACACGCGCAUUUGAUGAAGCGAGGGGUACAUUGGGUUGGCCAGAGGGAGUGGAUGGAAGGGGGAUACUCAAUGAGACUGUCAAGGAUUUUGACGAGGGUAAAGGCAGUGUAGAGGAGAGAAAGGAGAGGUACAAGGAGGCAGAGGCAAAGGGUGAUACGAGUAGAAUUGUCACUUGGGCUGGGAGUGGAGUGGGGAAUAUCAAUGAGGUGACGGGGGCGGAAGAGGUUGUGCAGCGCAUCGCUACAGAAGUGGCAGAGGCGGCGGAGAGGCUGAGGGGAUACAUGACCUCGGAGGAAGAGACAGGAGCCGGACAGUAGAUAUCUCUUGAAGUCCAGAUGGAGAGCGCAUAAUCAUACCACUUAGAUCUAAGAGGAGCAUGUAAUUAGUAUGAAUGUUGAAGAGAACAGAAGAUUGAAUGAUACAUGUAUAGUGCUGGAU
Molecule: messenger RNA, 1451 nt
Organism: Microstroma glucosiphilum
Lineage: Eukaryota; Fungi; Basidiomycota; Exobasidiomycetes; Microstromatales; Microstromataceae
Product: 2-nitropropane dioxygenase
Exons: 2
Coding region: 155-1330 (391 amino acids)
Molecular function (GO): nitronate monooxygenase activity
Source: RefSeq, a predicted model, not a curated record